Molecule: messenger RNA, 7040 nt
Organism: Lingula anatina
Lineage: Eukaryota; Metazoa; Brachiopoda; Lingulata; Lingulida; Lingulidae
Product: protein dispatched homolog 3
Cellular component (GO): cytoplasm
Source: RefSeq, a predicted model, not a curated record
CCACCACAACAAAGAUGGCUGACGUCAAAACAAGAAAAUCGAGAUUGCUUCUUUGAGGCUGUUGGAGUAGCUAAAAUCCUUGCAGCAUGACUUCAGUGCAGUCUGGCGACUACACUCUGCUGUCACAGUAUGACACGGGCAACGAACUGCUGCCGUUGGAAGAUGGCUACCUGGAUGACCUUGACUCCUCAGGUGAAGGUCAUGGCUCAGAAUCUCCAGAACUGUCGGGACAUCGGUCAAGCGAGGAACUGUCCUUAGGUUCCACAGAUGGCAAUCAGCAACCACAAUCCCAGUUCUUUUUUUCUCUAUCGCAGAGUGUCUGUUAUACCAAAUUUUGUACAGUCAGUCGUAAACUUGCAGUGUUUCUUCUUACCAAUGUGAUUGUCUCUGUGUUCACCAUUCUGUUAGGGUUAUGCCUCACAGGAGGGUUGCUAUACUACACUAUAUUUGUUCACCAGCCAAAGCUGGUCAUUGACAAGUCGCUGAAUUCUUUCAACAUUCCCAAUCAUGAAGUGUCAAUACGAGCGGACGGCCUGCGCACUGCCAUUGAGGAUAUGUAUUCCAAGAGCAGGCGACGGCGAGAUCUUCAAUCUGGGGACAAGAUCCAGCUUAACCAAGCUGGCACGCUUGAUGAAAUGCUCUUGAGAAAGAGACGGAAUGCUCAAAAGUUUUCUGAUAUGACAUUAAGUGAUGGUGGGACAAAGUUACGCCACAGUCGUCAUGUUGAUUUUUUUCUUGAUUAUUAUAUACAGGGAAAAACCAGUAGAAACAAUCAUGUAUUAAAAACCAGAAAUGUGAGGAGAAAGAAACAAAAGUCACCAGGAGAGAUUUUCUAUGAAAAACACUUUGAACCACAUCUCAAACGAGAACAGAGGAGUGCAGAAGGUGGGACAUUUCUGGGGCGUGUCCUCAAUCGAAUACGACGCCACACAUCAGGCACAGGCUCGCAAGUGGUCAACUCAUAUGAACAAGUGCAUCUGACUUGGAGGAUGAUGCUAGUUUAUAUCGCCAAAGGUGGGGACGAAAAUAUAUUCUCCAAAGACCGCAUUGAGACGGUCCACAAAAUAGAGAAAGACAUCAUGUCCAAUAGUAAGUUUACGGAUUUUUGUUGGAGGUACAUCAACCAGUUGAAGCAAGACCCUGCCCUUGCACAAAUCCAGGGCUGCAUGCCUCCCAAUUCUCUUAUGACCUACUUUUAUCCGUCGGUGACACCAAAUGGUGAUGUGCACUAUGACGGGCUUGGAAAUAAUAUCAUUGAAAAUGUCACUGAUGGACUGAAGAGGGCAAUGAGUAAGGAAACAUUCUAUUGGUUUGUUGAUGAAACCAUGAACCAUACGAACAUGAAGAGUAGAUAUCUUAGGACGGAAGUUUACUUUGGUACCCCUCUCAAAGGCUAUGCAUCUCACAUGGACAGAAGACCAGAACAAAAUGCAAAGUUCAAGGAGUUUGUUGUAACCUAUGUGAACAAAUUGGACAGGAGUUCCACAAGCAAAGUUCAAGUGCUCUAUGGCGGCAAUGAGAUAUUCGACUAUGAGGUUGACCAGACUUUCAAGAAUGACAUGUUUCUGGCCAUCAGUUCUGCCUGCGCCAUCUUCAUCAUGAUGCUAGUGCUGACCUCUUUCUCAGUAUGGCUCUCUUUCAUUGGACUGCUCAGUGUUGUGAUGUGCUUUCCAAUGGCUUUAUUCUUCUAUCAUGUUGUCUUUGGCAUCGAGGCUCUUGGAAUACUUAAUGGUGCUGCCAGCUUUCUUAUAAUUGGGAUAGGUUGUGACGAUGUGUUUGUGUUCAUCAACACAUUUCGUCAGGCUCACCACAUGAAGGACGUAGGAACCAGAUUCAUCCAUACUGUCACCACGGCAGGACUGGCGACAUUCUUUACUUCCUUCACCACUGCUGCAGCUUUUGCUGCAAAUGUGCCAUCUUCUAUCCCUGCGUUACACGAGUUUGGUUUGUUCAUGUGUCUUAUCGUGGCGUGUUGCUGGGUUGUGGUGAUGAUUAUGCUGCCCCCGGCUCUCAACAUCUGGUACCGCUUCUUCUCUAAAUGUGAGAGACUCAUGUGCAUAUGCUGUGGACAAACAUGCAAAGGUCACUCCAGUGUCCAGCUGCCCACAGAUGUCCAGCACUUCCUGUCAGGUGACCAGACCUCCACAGCAGGCAGCCAAUCAGAAGACAGCAGCAACGAUGUUCCUUUGUUACAGCUGGAUGAUGGCGAACUGACUCCUGUCCGCCCGGCUGAAAAUGAUGAGGAUAAUGAUGAAGAUGAUGACAUGUUGCUGAUGUUGGAGGAAGAACUGCACCAAUCUUUAAUAGAAGAAGGCAGAACCGCGGAAGGCUGUGGCCUCACUGUCAGAAUACAGGCUAUCCUAUACCACUACGUCGCUGUGCCUGUUAUACAUGCCAGAUUCUUUGUGAUAGGUGGUUUCCUGAUCAUGUUAGCUGUGUCUAUAGGCCUGAUAACCCAGCUCACACCAGCAACAAAACCUCCCCAGCUAUUCAAGGAGAACACCAACCUUCAGCAGCUCCUGGACCUGAAGGCAAACCUCAGUGCAGAUGGCAUCUCAUGUGUCACCUGUUCUGGGAUAUUCAAGGAACAAACCGAUCAGAUCCACAAAGCUCCAACAUACACCACGCCCCAGACACACCACAACCCAGCCAUGAACCCGACCACUGCCAGGCCAGCUCUGCCACCAGGGGGAGCCACACCAGCCCAUCAAGACACUCCAGUCACCAGAGCUCAGCCAAUCAUUCCGUACAAGUCCACCCCAAAACCCAAGACAACACCAAGUAGGAAAUUCAAGACAACAACUGGUAGUAGUACAAGUGCUGCUAAAACCACUACUGCUACACCAACUACAACUACUACUACUACUACAACUACUAGUACUUCUACCAGUACUAGUAUGGUGAUAAGGAGAGCAACCACAGUAUACCCAAUACUGCCAGUGAGACCAUCCCAUGCCACAGAAGCCUCUGUGGAAGACCUUGACCCCUGUGCCAAUGGGAAAUGUGCCAAAGCGGCCAGCAGACCAGUGCUGGAGUCCUCGGCCACCGUCUACGUGGUGUUUGGGAUCAGGGGACUGGAGAGGACUGGCGCCAGUGCUGAACACGUGUUGUCUUCUAAGGAUACUCCCAUAUAUGAUGAAGACUUUGCUGCCGCCUUCAACAUGACUGGAGGAAUUGAUCAUAUCGACACUGCCGCCCUGCGAGACCUGUGUAAGAUCUGCCAUCUAGUGGCCAACAACAGUGAGCUGGUGAAGCCAGGGUCUGCUCAGUGCUUGCCGUCAGGGUUUAACCAUAACAAAGCUACUCGGGUUCUGAGAUCUGGUCUUCAGCUGUUUCCAGAAUGUGCCAACCUCCCAGGCACCAAGUAUGUCAACAACAAGGCAGUGCCGCAACAUGCUUUUGCCAAACUGAACUCCUCUGGUCUUUUUUGGAUUGCCUUUGCCUUUGAAUCAACGACUGCUAAAGGCCAGUCUUACUAUGGAGCAUACAAACAGUAUGAGAAAUGGGAGAAGUUCAUCAAUCACAUCAAGACAUUAGUUCUUCCCAAAGACUCUCCACUGAAAAACAUGUAUCAGACGUCCGAAUUCUGGACCAAGGUAUUCAUGGAGCGUGUUGCAGUUGGGAGCGCCAUCUAUGGUCUGGUUCUGUCCAUGUUGAUAUGUAUUGCUGCGGUGGCCGUUUUCACGGGACAUGUUCUGUUGCUUCUCAUCAUUUGUCUUACGAUAUCUGGUGUUAUUCUCCUUGUGGUCUCUGUGUUUUACCUGUCUGGGUGGGAGCUGGGGGCAGUGGAGGCAGUCUCUCUGUCCAUCCUGGUGGGCUCCUCAGUGGACUACUGUGUCCAUUUGGUGGAAGGAUAUCUGCUGGCUGGUAUCCACCCACCACACAAUAUAAGAGAGAAUACCAAAAGUCUGCGACAGUGGCGAGCCAAGGUAGCAGUCAGCCAUAUUGGAUCCUCCAUCUUCAGCAGUGCCGUCACCACAAUCGUGGCGGCCAUCCCGCUCACCCAAACCACCAUACAACCCUUUGCCAAAUUUGGAGAAAUUGUAGCCAUUAACACCUCCGUGGCCAUACUGUACACGUUUACUGCAUGCACAGCGUUUUUGAGCUUAUUUGGACCAGCCAAGUUCAAGAGGAAUGCGAAAUCAUCUCUCCUGUCCUUUGUUUGUACUGGCAUUUCUAUUGGCGCCAUUGUCCUGGUGGCUUAUUUGGUGGAUAGGUUUGGUGGCGUCACCAUCCCUGGGCCAAGUGGAAAGUCCCUGUUUACUUAAUUUAUGUCCUUCGCAAUUCCUCAGUUUUGCGAUUACUGAAUUAAGUUGGGAAUGGCUUCAUUGUGACAGCCUGGAUUUCCAUGCAAAAUUGAUGCCAUAAUAUUUUUAACUGCUCUUGAGAAUGUUAUUGGAAAAAGAAAGUUCCAGCAUUUUUAUGGAACCACAUAUGUAAUGGUUCAGGUUGGUGAAAUUUGUUAGCGUUUACGGAAGCCAAAUUUCAUGGUCAAAACAUUUAGCAUAUGCCUUUGUUGAUGCAUGAGGACCAUAUGUUUUGCCAAAACUGUUGACCUUAAGUCAAAGGUCACUGUCUGUCAUUAGUUAUCUGCACAGCUUUGCAAGUGAUAUACUGGAAGUAGGUUUAGCUUCCAUUGUUUGUGUGUGAGUGUUAUGUUUUUGUGUCUUCAAAAACACAUUUAUAUUACCAGAGGAGUGAGAUAAUGUCUGAUUUGGUAUUGAGUAGAAUUAUCUUUUGGUGCAAGUGCAAUGUUGAAAUCUCUAAAUGUUCAGAAGAAUCAUGAUAUAGGAAGGUAAUAUGGUAGCAUAUGUGGACAGGGGAGACCAUAUAUUUUACACGGGUUCUCCUGCUGAUGACACACGUGUUUGAUUUUGGUAAUUAUGUGGAAAAUUGCAGGAAAAAGUAGGCACUUUUAUAUAAAUUUUCGGAAUGAAACUUUAUUUGCAGUUCUUAAAAUAGUUGCAAGAAAUACAUUGGAGUUCUAACAUUGGAAUUCUGUUUAUGUCAAUUUUUAUUUUAUUUUAUUUAUUUAUUUUUAAAUUUUGUAUUCUACAGAAUUGUUUAUCAAAAUGCUAACAUAUUUAGAGUAAGGUAAAUGUUCGCUAAUUAUGAGUAAUUACAAUAUUGACAUAAUAUAUAUGUAUAGGUUUACUCAGCUUUUUAUAUGUGGAAUUAAGCAUUUAUGGUUGCAUUUGUGUAUUCAUUUAACAUACCCUUUUAACACAUUUUUCAGAGUUGGUUGUUUUUAGAUUCCUUACCAUGGAUUUUUAACUCCAAUUAAAACUAUUCAAAGUUAGUGCUCCCAUUGUUUAAAUGCAUAGGUGACUUAUUCUUAUUUUUAGCCCUCCCUCAAAAAUUAUUUUUCAUUUUCCUCGUGUUGUCUAUAAACCAUGAUUAAAAUGAAUGAAUCUAAAAAGAUAUGGAAAAUUUUAACAAAAUAAUGGAGUAUUUUGAACCAAUAGAUUGAUGCCACUGAAUUAGGCAACAGCACAAUUAAGACCGUUUAGGGGCAUGCACUUCCAUAAUAUUCCUUCCAUGUAUUUGGCAUAAAAUGGUUAGAUAUUCUCAUUAUAUUUCUCUUUUUCAAAGAUAUUUCAUCUUUUUUGGCCUAUUGGCUUGUUUUAUUAUGGUGAUCUUUACUUUAUGUCAUUUGAGGAAGGCCUAUAGUGAGAGGUUCUGAAGAUUGCAUUGUCGCCAACGAUUCUUUAAUCCCGAGUGGAAAAUGUAGUAGCAGAGAGAAAAAGUGUAACCUACUUUUCUCUGUCCCUUUUAGAAUUGAAGAGUAUACAUAAUACUUUACAAUAUAUUUGACUUUGGUCUGUACUUGUCCACAUUGAGAGAUUCAUACAUGUAGAUCUUCUCUUGUACAUGUUAUUUACGAGUUCCCUUCCUGCUGUUCAGUUGGUUGACCAUGUGAACAGUGAGAUCUUGGUUUAGGUGGCUCUCUAAUGUUAUAGAAAGGAAGUUAAAAAGGCAAUCUCUUAAAGUGCACUGAAACAGAAUGCGUUGAAAAUAAAGUGCAGCAGUGGAUGGGAGGACCUUACUAUACUGAGACAUUUUAGCAUGCAAUUUUAUUGUACGCACAUAUUUUUUAGUGGAAAUUAGUUGCCAUCUUUUAAUACAUUCAAGCAUGGAAGUGAUACACAGUUUAUGAAGGAACUAAGGUCCAUUGAAAGGAAGCGGAGGUCUUUACUUUAGAACUGAAAAUAUUAAUUACCAUAUAGGGUUUUUACUCGAUCUUUCCAUUGGGCAAAAAUUAUAAAACUUUCAGAUACAGAAAUCAUUAAAAUAUAGAAUCAUUAAAAUUCACAAAUUCCCCUAUUGAAAAGAUCGAGUUAUUACCCUACUUCAUCUUAGGUACAUCCAGUAGUAUUUCUGUGAAAAGAGUUUAUUUAUUUAUUUAUUUAUUUAUUUUUAUUUUGUGUGUGAAAGAUGUCCAUUAUUCUCAUUAAUUUAGCAAACCAGUACUGGUCACCAUGGGCUGUCAGUUUUUCAGUGAAAAGAGUUGUGGCUUUUUUUUUUCAUUUUAUUUUUAUUUAUUUAUUUAUUUAUUUAUUUUUAUUUAUUUAUUUUUUUUCUUUUAUGAACCAGGAGCAAGAACGAAGCAGUCACUGUGAAAUGGCAUCAGAAGCAUUGGGCAUUUUGUACACCUGUUUAUGGACAACGAUAUGUAAUGCUGUUGGUAUCUUUUAUUAUAUUUGUUUGAAGCAGUUUGCUUUGUGGAUAUGAGUACUGAUAGUUUAUUGAGCAUUUUGGAACAUUUAUAUGUAUUUAUAUUAAAGGUGGACACUACAUAUAGCAUGCAGUGAUUUUGAUAAGUUAUGUAAGUGCAUUUUGUGCUACCGUAUUCAUAAUCUCACCUAGGAUAUUGGCUGUAACAUGGCUCACAAGGCAAAUUAAGCUUGGAUUUUAACUUAAACUGAGGUAAAAAAAAGUGAGUGUAUAGAUUUCUUUCACUUAACAUUGCUUGGUCUAAGUGAUAUACUGGAACUGAGUGCACUGAUUAGCAGUGCAGGAAAGAGGAAAAUAAAUUUAUG